Messenger RNA from Rotaria sordida, 900 nucleotides. Lineage: Eukaryota; Metazoa; Rotifera; Eurotatoria; Philodinida; Philodinidae. The record is from the annotation of a GenBank genome assembly.
AUGAGACGAUUAAUUGUUGUUGUCGGAGCCGAUGGUCGACAAGGUAGCAGUGUGAUCGAAGCACUACUUGAAUAUCCAGACAAUUGGCACAUUCGAGGAAUCACUGGAGAUUUAACAUCAACGCAUAGUCAGGAACUGAUUAGACGUGGUGUACAUAUGGUUAAAUGUAACCUUAAUAAUCGAGAAGAAUGCCUUCUGGCAUUUGCUGGUGCAUAUGGAGUGUUUGCAAUAACAAACUAUUGGGAUGCAACAGAUGGAGGUGAAUAUGAGCAAGCUCUUAACUUAAUCGAAGCAGCAAGAACAGCGAAUAUCGAACAUUUUAUUACGAGUUUUAUACCAGAUGCGACAGUCUUCGAGAAAAAUCAAUUCGAUUUACCUCUGCAUUCUGUAAGCAAAACUGAAAUGGAAAAUUACAUUCGGCAAUUACCACCGGACUCUACUUUUGUUCAUGUAACUUUUAUUCACGUUGGUUUCUAUUAUCAGAAUUUUAUUACAUUCUUUGUAUCCUACACGGAAAAUCUUGAAUUUCGCUAUCCAGUUCUUUCGCAUGCCCGUAUUCCUUUUUAUGAUAUACAUGAUACGGGUAAGGUCGUAUGCGAAUGUUUUCAGCAUCCUGAUCACUGGGGUCAUAGACAAACAGUACCAAUUGUGGCAGAACAAUUAACUAUGGAAGAAAUUUGUGCGACAAUUCGAGAAGUAUCUGGUAAAGAUAUACAUUUUGUCCCUUUAUCAUACGAUGAAGCUCUUCUUAAACUUCAUCGAGAAACUGUAAACAAUUUGAGAUGGUAUAAUGAUUUUGGCAGUAUCGAUGAACGACAGGCAGAAAAAACCAAAGAAAUUUAUCCGAAAAUGAAAACAUUCGCUGAAUGGGUACGAGACACUCAAUGGUUGAUGGAAUAA